Molecule: messenger RNA, 1566 nt
Organism: Dibothriocephalus latus
Lineage: Eukaryota; Metazoa; Platyhelminthes; Cestoda; Diphyllobothriidea; Diphyllobothriidae
Source: the annotation of a GenBank genome assembly
AUGAGUAGGCAUCAAGAAGUGGCCGAUGUUGUCAUUAUUGGUGGUGGACCCGCUGGUUUUGCCGCUGCCUGUAAACUCAAACAGAUGGCCAACUUGGACAACCGUCCAGACUUUCGUGUUGUUAUCUUAGAGAAAGCUGCAUAUAUCGCACAGCUUUCCGGUUCCUCUUCUUCCAGGUUAAUUGCCGAAUUUUCGACAAAACUCUUAGGUCUCCCUAUGCGAAAUGAGGGUAACUUUAUUGUUCGUUUGGGACAUCUUGUUGCCUGGAUGGGGCAGCAGGCCGAAGAUCUAGGUGUGGAGGUCUAUCCUGGUACCGCUGCCUCCGAGGUUUUAUUUGGCAAAGAGGGUCAAGUCAUCGGUGUGGCUACAAACGAUGUUGGCAUAAAUAAAGACGGGUCACCGAAAGACACCUUUGAGCGUGGCAUGGAGAUUCUUGCUAAACAGACGAUUUUCGCUGAGGGUUGCCACGGUCAUUUAACUAAAAAGAUGAUUAAGAAGUUCAGUUUACGAGAAGACUCACGGCCUCAAACAUAUGGCAUUGGAUUCAAAGAGUUGUGGGAAAUCAAGGACUCAGCGUGGAGUCCAGGUCAUGUCGAACAUGGUAUAGGAUGGCCUAUGUCUAAUGAAAACUAUGGUGGCUACUUCAUUUAUCACUACGCUGGUGAAAGUCCGCUGAUUGCGUUUGGAUUUGUAAUAGGUCUUGAUUAUGAAAACCCGUAUCAGAACCCUUACAAGGAAUUCCAGCGCUUGAAACAGCAUCCACGCUUUGACAAACUCCUCAGUGGUGGCAACCGUGUGGCUUAUGGCGCGCGAGCACUAGCCGAGGGUGGCUCUCAGUCGAUACCCAAAUUGACUAUGCCUGGUGGCCUGCUGGUCGGUUGUACUGCAGGUUUUCUCAAUGUGCCAAAAAUCAAGGGUGUCCACAAUGCCUUGCGGUCCGGCCGAAUAGCAGCAGAGUCCGCGUAUAAGGACAUCUGCGGAGCUGAUGAUUCCCAUAAGCCUCUGGAAGUCCUUUCAUACCCCGUUGCCCUUAAGAAUUCAGUCGUUUGGCAGGAACUGUACAGUGUCCGCAACAUACGGCCCAGCAUGGAUGCUCUAGGGCUCGGCAUGUUUGGUUGCAUACUCUACACUGGCCUGAUUUGGUACUUCCUGCGGGGAAAGGAACCUUGGACUUUUAAGAUCAAAGAAGCCGACUCUAGUCGUCUGAAACCGGCAAAGGAGUGCAGACGUAUUGCUUAUCCGACUCCAGACGGCAAAAAAAGCUUCGACCUCCUCACCUCCGUGGCACUCACUGGAACCAAUCACGAUGCCAACGAACCUUCUCAUCUCACACUGUACGAUGACACCGUACCAGAGACUAUCAAUUUUCCAAUCUACGAUGGCCCCGAGCAACGCUUUUGUCCCGCAGGUGUUUAUGAAUACGUAAAUAUCGACGGUAAGCCAACUCUGCAGAUCAAUGCGCAGAAUUGUAUUCACUGCAAAACCUGUGACAUCAAGGAUGUAUCGCAGAACAUAAACUGGGUCAACCCACAAGGCGGCGAAGGUCCCGCCUACGAUGGCAUGUAG